ACGAGGACGAGGACGGAGAUGGCGCGCCUCUGUUCGGUGGCCGUGGUGGGCGCUCUGGGGCUGGUGCUCCUGGGCUUCCUGGGUCUGCGGGCCGGCCCAAUCCCUGCACAAGCGGGGCGAGGCUACGGCCCGGGCGGCCAGGCGUACGGGUAGAGUCCAUUCCCUAAAUUUUGUCCACCGGCUCGGCCUUUGCUUUCCGAGGUCUAUUGUGAGCGUCAUUACGAUGCGUGAAGACCUGCCGCUGGAUGGGUCCCGGCCCUCUGCUAGACCUGCCAACGCCAAUGGCAGCCAGCGACCGGCGAGGCGCGAUUCGCUGGGGCAGCGUGCGGAGGCGGACGGAUGUCUCGGCAGGUCUAGGCAAGGGAUUCGACCCUUUUAAUGAGCGUAACCCUGCCGUUUAUGACGGCAACAAAGCAAGCGGUGCGAUUGUUUCCAAUUCCUUUGCCGAGCCGGUGGACAAAAUUUAGGGAAUGGACUCUACGCGACGGUGCGGCCCGGCGCGCACCUCUUCUACUGGCUGUACUACGCGGGGGGCGGCGCCUCGCCGGCGGGGCGGCCGCUCGUCGUGUGGCUGGAGGGCGGGCCCGGCGCCGCCGCCUCCUCGUACGGCAACUUUGGCAAGCUGGGGCCGCUGGACCCCGCGGGGAGGCCGCGCAACGCCAGCUGGCCCCGUGGCCACAGGGUACAGCUACGUCGACUCAGCGGCUGCCCUGGCGCGAACCAACCGCCAAACGAGCCUCGACCUGGUCGAGUUGAUGCGCCAGGUCCUGGAUCGUCUCCCGGAUCUCAGGACCGUGCCGUUGUACAUUUUCGGCGAGUCCUACGGCGGGAAGGUGGCUGCCGAGUUUGGGCUGUGUCUCUAUCGGGAAAUUGCGAACGGCCGACUGGCGGCCAACUUAAAAGGGGUUGUGAUGGGUGACUCUUGGCUCUCCGGAGUGGAUCACGUCGAGUCCUGGUCGCCCUAUCUGUUUCACCUGGGCCUGCUCGACAGCCGCGGGAAGUCCCAGCUUGCCGCGGCGGCCGCUAGAGCGCGCGCAGCUGCCGAGGCCGGCGAGUGGCGAUACGCCACGAGUCUGUGGUCCUCGACGUGGACCAUGAUGUCCAACCUGACCGAGGGGGUCAACAUUUACAACUUUAUGGUCCCAGCCAAAGCCGAUGGCAAAAAGGGGGGCAAACCCGCCGUGCCGUGCGGGUCCGCCGAGCUGAUGAACGGCGAGGUGCGGCGGGCGCUGGGGCUGCCGAGCACGGUCCUGCACCAGAACGACAACAGCCAGGUGUUCGUGGCGCAGUACGACGAGUUCAUGAAGCCCGCCACCGAGGCCAUGGAGGGUCUCCUGGGCCAGACGGACCUCGACGUGCUGGUCUACGCCGGACAGUGCGACGUCUUCACCAAUAUGGCGGGUACCAUGGCGUGGCUGGACCGCCUGAGCUGGCCGCUCGCCGAGGCGUUUCGCGCCGCGCCCCGAAGCCCUCUGAUCGUCGGCGGGGAGGUGGCGGGCGCCCUCCGACGGGUGGGCCGCCUGACCGCGCUCUGGGUUCACCGAGCCGGCCACAUGGUGGCCACCGACUACCCCGCCGCGGCCGCGGCCAUCCUGAAGCUCGCCACCAACAGCAGCACUCCAACGAGUGGGUGCACCGGCCGUGUGUCAGGGCCACGACACAACAGUCAGCGGGCUUGCCUACCCUCCUGGGGGCCAUGGCGCAUUCCGCAUACUGUUGUGCCGUAGCCCUGAGCCCUGACACGCUGUGUGUGUACAAAGUACAGAGAGGAAUACACAAAAACAAACACUAAAUGAUAAAACUCGUCAUUUAUUUUAGAACGCGAUCGAUAAUAAAGCAUUCCGGUAAAGCUAAAAUGCAGAAGAAUGGAGGGAACAAGAAAACGGAAGUCACAUGUUAAAGCAUAGCGAGUUCCGUUUUCUUUUUUCCCGCAUUCUUCACCGUUUUAGCUUUACCGGAAUGCUUUAUUGAUUAACUAGUUCAUAAAUCACAAACACCGAUUAAGCGUCUACAUUGUUUCCUGUUUUCUUGUUUAGCCCAGUGACCCUCUUGAGCACCUCGAUGGAGGCGGCGGGGUUGUCGGCGGGGACCUGAGGGAAUAGGUAACGGAUGCGAUAAGUCUCCCCUGAGUGACUGCGCGCGAGGCGAGGCAAGGCUUCCUCUGUGCGCUUACCAUGUGGCCUGCCCUGCUGAUCCAGUAGAAUGCGAGCCGACUAGUAUCCUUGACGAAUCCCUCGAUGAUGUUGUCGACUACCAACGGUUCGCGAGUUGCCUGGUUUACCCAGAAGUCACCCAUCUUCCAGUGGAGUCGCUCGACCCACGCCAGGGUGCCUGAAACAAAAGUAUACAAUAAUAAAAUGGUGUUUUCCCCGUCUGAAAAA
Molecule: messenger RNA, 2381 nt
Organism: Frankliniella occidentalis (western flower thrips)
Lineage: Eukaryota; Metazoa; Arthropoda; Insecta; Thysanoptera; Thripidae
Product: retinoid-inducible serine carboxypeptidase-like
Exons: 7
Coding region: 471-1727 (418 amino acids)
Biological process (GO): proteolysis
Molecular function (GO): serine-type carboxypeptidase activity
Source: RefSeq, a predicted model, not a curated record